Molecule: messenger RNA, 1194 nt
Organism: Lolium rigidum
Lineage: Eukaryota; Viridiplantae; Streptophyta; Magnoliopsida; Poales; Poaceae
Product: L-type lectin-domain containing receptor kinase IX.2-like
Exons: 3
Coding region: 1-1194 (397 amino acids)
Biological process (GO): protein phosphorylation
Cellular component (GO): plasma membrane
Molecular function (GO): protein kinase activity; ATP binding
Source: RefSeq, a predicted model, not a curated record
AUGGUUUGCCACACCCCAUCCUCGGAAAUCAUAUUCAUUACCAUAUUUCUUAGUAAUGAAUUUACGAGAACCACUCUUGCACCCAGGGAUAGGCCAUAUGUAGGCCUAAUUAUAGCAGCAAAUGUUGUAGGAGCUUGUCUGCUUCUACUUCUAGUUUGGUUCAUUCUAUCAUGGUUUAUGUGGAAAAGAGGGCGCGAUUCCCUUAUCGCAGGAGCUGGCCUUAGGCAAUUCAUGUACCACGAUUUAGUCAAUGCAACCAACAACUUCUGCACAGAGAGGAGGCUAGGGGAAGGUGCCUUUGGCGCAGUGUACCUAGGGAAAUCCUUCAAUGUCGACAAUGGCCAGCAACAAGAUGUUGCUAUCAAGGAGAUCUUCAAGGGGUCUAAUGAAGGAAGAAAGGACUUCCUCGCUGAACUCAACAUUAUUAGCAAGACCAAGCACAAGAAUCUAGUCAGGCUGGAAGGUUGGUGCUGCCGCAGCAAAAGAAGCACUUGGAGCUUGAUGUGUUGGUGCUUCCUAAAGCAGGUUGAUCACAAGCUCUUCCUUAUCUAUGAACUGAUGCCACAGGGCGAUCUCGACCAUCACCUACAUCAGAAUAAGGAUACAGUUCUGCCGUGGCCAGCUAGGUACAAAAUAGUGAAGGGACUAGGAUCUGGUCUUGCUUACCUCCAUCACGAAUGCGAUCCGUACAUACUGCACAGGGAUAUCAAGCCUGGCAAUAUACUUCUUGAUGAUGAAUACAACGCCAAGUUAGCUGACUUUGGCCUAUCGAGGAUUGGGAAUAAAAACAAUGCCACACUGAUGACCACCGCAGUGGGCACCAUGGCAUACAUGGACCCGCAAUGCAUAAAAGAUGGUGACGUCAGGUUCAACCCCAGCACAGACGUCUACAGCUUUGGGCUCGUGCUUCUUGAGAUUGCGUGCGCGAGGCAUAAGUCGAGGGAGCAAGUGUGGGAAUUGUAUAGAACCUAUGGCGCCGCCGCGCUUAUUGUGGAGGAUGUGGCUGACCAGAGGUUAGAAGGCAACUUCGAUCGGGAGCAGAUGCGGCGUGUGCUUGUCGUGGGCCUUUGGUGUUCUCUCCCUGACGGUUCGCACCGACCUUCUAUGCGGCAAGCUUUGCGACUCCUGGAAGAGGAUGACACACCGUUGCCUGAUCUUGCAUCAUGUGACACUUUCGACUUAAUCCGUUUAUAG